Molecule: messenger RNA, 651 nt
Organism: Aureococcus anophagefferens
Lineage: Eukaryota; Pelagophyceae; Pelagomonadales; Pelagomonadaceae
Exons: 1
Coding region: 1-651 (216 amino acids)
Biological process (GO): SCF-dependent proteasomal ubiquitin-dependent protein catabolic process
Cellular component (GO): SCF ubiquitin ligase complex
Molecular function (GO): protein binding
Source: RefSeq, a predicted model, not a curated record
AUGAAGGCCGUGGCGCUGUGCUGCCACGAGUCCCUCACGCAGCUCGACGUGAGCAGGUGCGCGCGCCUCAACGCGGAGAGCUGCGGCUGGCUCAGCGGCACCUUGGGCUACGGGCAGCCGUCGUGCCGCAACCUGCAGAGCCUGGACAUCAGCGGCUGCGCGCGCAUGACCGACGACGCGCUGAAGAGUCUGGGCGUGGGCUGCCGGCGCCUGCGGUUCCUGGGCAUCGCCGCGUGCAAGGACGUCACGGACAAGGGCGUCGCGCGGCUCGCGUCGCGGUGCGCGCGGCUCGAGGUGCUGGACGUGAGCGACUGCCACGGCGUCGGCGACCGGAGCUUCCGGGCUCUGGGCCGCCACUGCCACCACCUGACGGCGCUGCUAGCGCCGCGGUGCGGCGAGCUCACGAACAAGUCCGUGCGCGCGCUCGCGCGGGGCUGCCCCGGGCUGACGACGCUCAACGUCGCCGGCGCCGCGCCGUUGUCGGAGAGCGUCUUCGGCGAGCUCGCCAUGGGCUGCCGCGCGCUCCACACGCUCAACGUGACGGGCUGCGAGGAGGUGACCGCGAACGGCCUGCGCCAGGGCAGGACAAGAGAGCGAAAUUCCCAACUUCAAAGGCUCCUUUCUCGGCCGUUUUCCACUCGUUUCGGCUGA